Messenger RNA from Drosophila hydei, 2440 nucleotides. RefSeq names its product inhibitor of nuclear factor kappa-B kinase subunit beta (gene IKKbeta). Gene Ontology annotation, biological process: tumor necrosis factor-mediated signaling pathway; peptidyl-serine phosphorylation; positive regulation of transcription by RNA polymerase II. Gene Ontology annotation, molecular function: IkappaB kinase activity; ATP binding. The record is from RefSeq and is a predicted model, not a curated record. Gene Ontology annotation, cellular component: cytoplasm; IkappaB kinase complex. Bases 82 to 2283 code for a protein of 733 amino acids. The transcript has 6 exons. NCBI's taxonomy places the organism in Eukaryota, Metazoa, Arthropoda, Insecta, Diptera, Drosophilidae.
CCUAUCGAUCUUAACCUGCUGGAAAUGGGUUGUUGCUAUUAAUAUAUUUUCGAAGAAGUCUUUAAAUUUUUAGUAAUUUAUAUGAUAAAAACUACCGGCAUGCCUUCAAACUCGUCGUGUGUUGAUGGGUGGGAGCUAAAAGGACAUCUGGGACAAGGUGGCUUUGGCGAAGUGCGGCAUUGGAAAAACCGCAGAACAAACCAGGAAAUAGCCACUAAGCACAUAAAGCAUGACAUACAGCAUAAGAUAAGCGUUGAUCAGCAGGAAACUAUGAAAAAUCGCUGGCUUCAGGAAUUUGAAUGGUCGCGCAAAUUUAAUAAACCCUUCAUUGUUGCCGGCAUUGAACUGGGCAACGAUUCUAAGUCAUUUGUCGCGUACUUGAAUGGAAAUCACAUUUGGAGCCUGCCAGUUAUAAUACUCGAGUAUUGUAAUGGAGGGGAUGUACGAAAACUUUUGGAAAAGCCUCAAAAUGCAAACGGCCUGCCAGAAUUUGAGGUACGCGAGAUUUUGUUUGCUCUUCGACAAGCGAUAGACUUUUUACACAGCAACUGCAAAAUCUGUCAUCGUGAUCUAAAGCCAGAUAAUAUAGUAAUACAUCGUUCGGGCAAUGGUCGCAAAAUUUUCAAGCUAACUGAUUUUGGCCUGGCACGCGAUACGCCAGAGAAGACGAUCCAGCAAAGCAUCGUUGGCACAAGGCAUUAUUAUGCACCCGAGGUGGUGGACACAGGCAAGUACAAGGAGACGGUGGACUACUGGUCAAUGGGUGUGAUUGCUUACGAGGUGGCAACUGGUGAAUUGCCUUUCAUACCCCACCAAACAGUUUUCAAUAUUCAUAUCAAUAUUGAACAAAAGAAACGUGAUUGUAUUGCCAUAACAGAGGAUUGGAAGAACCCGAAUCGCUUCCUCUUUCAUACCAAUAUUCCGAUCGGCCACCAUUUGAGCCAACCGUGGUUGGCGAAAUUUGUAAAGUGGCUGCGCCUAGCGUUCGACUACAAUCAUUCAAAGCGCGGCGGCUUAGCGGCAACUGAUGAAGUACAAGAUGGAGUUACAGGACCUGCAAUUUUCACACAGAUCGAUCGUAUGCUGCAGACGAAGGUGCUGACAGUUUUUGCUGCGAGUAUUUAUAAACUUCUUGAAUACGAAUUGACGCCCGACAUGACAUUGCAGCAAUUGGCAAAGCUAAUUGAACGAGACACCAAAUUUGAAAUAAAUACGAUUUAUUUUGUGCUACCUACGGGUCACCCACACAAGCGUCUGACAGCACAAACCACACCCAUGGAUCUCUAUGUGGACGAUUGGCGGGAUACUAGCGAGGAAUCGCGGAAUCCACCAGUCAUGCUCUACAUUUUUAACGUAAUGGAAAAGUUAAAAUUUGAGCCGCCCACACCAAAUAUUCCCGAUAUGCUACAGCAUUUCCUUAGCAAAUGUGAUAUUAAGUUAGAAAAGUGGUUGGCUAGGCGUAUCAUAUUGGAAAUGCAUUAUAUGCUUAGCACAGAGCAAGCACUCGUUAAAAUGCUGCUUUGUGGGUGUAAAGAAUACGCCCUCACUCUGGAACACGAAAUUCUCGAAUGUCAGACCAUCAUUAAAAAUUUAGAAAGGCAAAAGGACAAAAGCUGUGGUGUCAUAGAACAGUUCCAUGCUCUGAUAGCUGCUGCAAAAGAGCAGAACAAAUUUCAAUUGGCUGAUAACCAAGAAUGGCAAUCCAAAUUGAUGAAUGUUGUCCGAAAACAUGGUGAAAUCGUCAAUUCCAUUGAAAGCAUCGUCCAUCAUUAUGAAUCCACAUUGCGUACAGUACGGAGAGAUGCAAUAAAGGCCAGUGAAGAGAUCAAUGACAAGAUGCUAAAGACUGAUAUUUACAAGAUCAAGACUUUUCAGCUGCUUCUCGGUGCCGAUACCACAACUUGCUCAGAUAUGCAAAAUAUUUCCAUUGAAUUUGCUCAAGCUCGCUAUGCCUUUCUCACGGAUGAAAGCAUAAAACAAUUACGCAUGACCAUAAAUGGGACACAUUUUCGCUUUAGAAAGAUUGCAAGUGUUACUCAAAAUGCCGUAGAAAAUCUAAAUGCUGUUCAGGGGGAGUUGUUGCAACUGGAAUUGGAAAUGUUGCCACCGCCGGCCAUAUUUCAGCUGAAUAAUGCGAUGAGCCGGAUGAGUUUUCAUGUCGAUAAUAUUCAAGCACCAGCUAGUUUGGAUCCUUUCGAUAGUUUGUCCACCGAUAAUAUUAUCUCCCAGGCGAUGGCCAUCAGCCAAUUAAUGGAUCAUGAAAUGGACAUAGAACACAAUUAAAUUUGAAUGCCUUCCAGAUUACUGCUUGAUAUUUAGUGAAUAUAUUGUUUUAUCACUUUAAUUUAGCAUUUUAUGACUGUAAGCUCGGAGCUAUUUUUUACAGCUUAAAAUUUAAUCAAUUAUGUUUUUCGCUGUUAUUGCUUUUGUAAAGCAACGU